This is a messenger RNA of Aspergillus wentii DTO 134E9, 1071 nucleotides long. RefSeq lists its product as uncharacterized. Bases 1 to 1071 code for a protein of 356 amino acids. Lineage: Eukaryota; Fungi; Ascomycota; Eurotiomycetes; Eurotiales; Aspergillaceae. The record is from RefSeq and is a predicted model, not a curated record. The transcript is spliced from 2 exons.
AUGUUGAUAUUCACUGAACGGCCAGAAUGGCACGGUCGCCAGAGGUCGGCGAUCUGCAGCAUCGAAACAUUCCGGAAUCUGUACUUCAAGACUCCGUGGCUGUGGAGUACAUUUGUUAGAUGCAUUGUCGACAACGGCACCCAGACAGCCGGAGACUCACAGUCACGGUUUCAAGUCUCUGGAGUAGCCCAAGUUGGGGAUUGGAUGCGGUCCAGCAGGCCGGGCAUAUCGAUGCCGUCGGAUACAGACGUCGUCUUCGUCGGUAGACCUCCCCCAAAGAACCGCGAGGAGGUUCUUCAUGUGCCUGUGGUUCCCUGGAGAUUGGGUCUAGAAUCCGUUGAACUUCAACAGUACUGCUAUAAUUAUUGCCCUUUGGCCACUCAAGUGCAUGCUCGUUGCUGGGAUUUAGCGCAGCGUGUUUUUGGGUCGUCAUUUAUCGAACAAGACAUGGAUAUCUGGUUAGAAGCAGCUCGGCAGCAAUUCCACGCUUUCGUAAACCACGCCCCUGAGUCAGAGAGCAAUCAAUAUUCAAACGCUUUGAUGCGCCUCCAUAUCAUCAACAGAGAGAUUAUUGACGAUUUUCGACAUAACCCUCUCAAGUAUGCUCAGGAGAGUGUGGAUAGAUAUAUCCAGGAAAUCGGAUAUAACCUGCCUCAUGAUCCCAUAAACAUUAGUGAGCUGCGUGACUUGAUAGACAAAGCCAUUGAGAUCGAAAGAGAAGACAAAGCAGAAGAAGUAUGUCCGGCAGGCGUUGGCUUACCACCCGAGGUCAAGAUGAUGAUCCUUGAUUGUUUGGAUACGAUGGAUAUCCGCAAUUCCUUAUCCGUGUUUCACUGGAGACUUCCAAGUGGGUAUUGGUGCACGCGGUUUGCAAAGGAGAUUGUCUUUGAAUAUGAGGACCUCGAAAAUACCAAUUUGAACUGGGGAUAUCUUUGUCUGGGAGUGGCGGAUCUCCUCGAGACAUCGCAUGGACUGCGCCAUCGGAAACGCACGUUGGGCAAUCUGAACGAGAUCAAAAAGAUAUUUGAAGAGAAAAAGAAGCAGAAAAGGCAGUCAGAUGGGGGGCUGUGA